Messenger RNA from Venustampulla echinocandica, 1713 nucleotides. Its product is annotated as NADH-ubiquinone oxidoreductase 51 kDa subunit. The transcript is spliced from 5 exons. Bases 1 to 1713 code for a protein of 570 amino acids. The record is from RefSeq and is a predicted model, not a curated record. Gene Ontology annotation, molecular function: NADH dehydrogenase (ubiquinone) activity; FMN binding; 4 iron, 4 sulfur cluster binding. Lineage: Eukaryota; Fungi; Ascomycota; Leotiomycetes; Helotiales; Pleuroascaceae.
AUGGCAGCUUGGUGGUUGAUAAUGAAGCUCUCAAAGCUAAACGAACGAAAUGUAGCACAUGUGGUCGCUGUCGGCCCCCAAAGCGCCUACGGUGCGGCUGCAGCCAACCACAGCUCACAUAUUUGCCCGAUUUCAAUCAAUGAUGGCUUCACUCCCCUCGCCAGUGCUAGUAAUCCAAACUCUACCUCAACCUCAACCAGGCGGCCGGCCUCCAAGGCUGCAUGCUCUCUCACUGCCCGUGUGCUUCCCUCGACAACAAGCACCACUCCGCGAGUCCCGUCCUUCACUCCACAACAAUCAUCCCGGGGCCUUGCAACGGUCCAAGACGCUCCUCCACCAAAGAAAACGCAGUAUGGGGGACUGAGGGACCAAGAUCGCAUCUUCCAGAAUCUCUACGGGCGCACUGGUGCGGAUUUGAAGAGCGCGAAGAAGCUUGGAGACUGGCACAAAACGAAGGAGAUUUUGGCGAAGGGCCAUGAAUGGAUCAUUUCCGAAAUCAAAGCGUCUGGCCUACGAGGACGCGGUGGCGCUGGGUUUCCUUCCGGAAUGAAAUGGUCAUUCAUGAACUUCAAGGAUUGGGAUAAGGAUACAAAGCCGAGAUAUCUCCUCGUCAACGCUGAUGAGGGCGAACCGGGAACCUGCAAGGACCGAGAAAUCAUGCGUAAAGACCCCCACAAGCUGAUCGAAGGAUGUCUGGUUGCGGGCCGAGCCAUGAACUGCUCAGCUGCAUAUAUUUAUAUCCGUGGCGAGUUCUACCAUGAGGCGACAGUCCUACAGCGAGCGAUCCAAGAAGCUUACCAAGAUGGAUUGAUCGGCAAGAAUGCCUGUGGCAGUGGCUAUGAUUUCGAUGUCUACGUCCACCGUGGAAUGGGAGCCUACAUAUGUGGUGAGGAAACUUCGUUGAUCGAGUCUUUGGAGGGCAAGCCUGGCAAGCCUCGUUUAAAGCCUCCGUUCCCUGCGUCUGUUGGUCUCUUCGGGUGUCCUUCAACCGUUGCGAACGUUGAAACUAUUGCUGUAGCGCCAACUAUUUGCAGGCGAGGAGGUUCCUGGUUUGCUUCCUUUGGACGAGAGCGGAAUUCCGGGACAAAGCUGUUCUGUAUCUCAGGACAUGUCAACAACCCAUGUACUGUGGAGGAGGAGAUGAGUAUUCCUCUCCGUGAGCUCAUCGACAAGCACUGUGGCGGUGUUCGUGGAGGCUGGGAUAACCUGAAGGCUAUCAUUCCCGGCGGGUCUUCUACACCAAUCUUGCCCAAGAGUGUAUGUGAUGAACAGCUGAUGGACUUUGAUGCGCUGAAGGAUAGCCAGUCCGGUCUUGGUACCGCGGCUGUGAUUGUGAUGGACAAGAGCACCGAUGUCGUACGAGCCAUCUCACGACUAAGUCACUUCUAUCGACAUGAGUCUUGCGGUCAAUGCACACCUUGCCGAGAGGGUAGCAAAUGGACUGAACAGAUGAUGUCGAGAUUCGAGAAGGGGCAGGGCAGGGUCCGAGAAAUUGACAUGCUGCAAGAACUUACAAAGCAAGUCGAGGGCCAUACCAUCUGUGCUCUUGGCGAAGCUUUUGCAUGGCCCAUCCAGGGACUAAUUCGACAUUUCCGUCCGGAGUUGGAGGCACGUAUGAAGGACUACUCGGAAGCCCAGGGAGGAGCGGCGCUAGCUGGAGGUUGGGAUCAUUCUGCAGUAAAGGAAGGGAAGCUCAUUUCACCUGGACAAUAG